AUGGUAGCCAAAGGAAGUUGUGACAUGGUUGAUUGCCUUAAACCACCAAAUCUUGAGUUGGCCAAAAAGCUUCUUCCAUUCAAACCUGUUUUUCUUGAUUCCCCUGAUAAGGCUGUGCAGAUAGGCAUUAAGGCCAAUAUAUUCACUUGUGGUGGUAUAGCUUUUGGUGUAUCUUUCAACCACAAAUUUGUUGACGGUACCACCAUUAGUUCAUUCUUCAAAGCUUGGGCGGCGACGACUGCUCGUGAAAACAUCGAUAAAGAAGUGUGUCCGCAUAGCGUGGCAGCGUCACUUUUUCCACCGGAUGAACUUUUUUCAGCGCAAAUGCCAUUUUUCGAUGAAAUCACGCCGAAGGUGGAACCGAAGAGGAGGAAGAUGAGGAGGUUUGUGUUUGAUGCAACUGCGAUAUCUUCUCUCAAGGCCAAAGCAAGAAGUGAAAAUGUUCCAAACCCAUCUCGCGUCGAGGCGGUCACUGGACUUGUAUGGAAAUGCCUGAUCAGUGUUUCUUCAAUAAUAUCAGCCACCCAGAACCCAAAUUCUUUUGUACACUUAAUCAAUUUAAGGCCAAGAUUGAAUCCUCCAUUGCCGGAGUUCUCUAUAGGGAAUAUUCUCUGGAGAGCAGUGGCAAAUUAUGACCCAAUGAAGGAAAUAACCAAAGAACUUCUUCCUUCCUUAGUAAAACUCCUUAGAAGGUCUAUAGAGGAAGUCAAUUCUGAUUACUUGCAAGAUUUGCAAGGUGAGAAAGGAUUCAAGAAAAUCUGCAAUUUACUUGAAGAAGGGAGAGAGAUUUUUUCCAAGUCAGGAAAAACUUUUGCGGCAUCUAGUCUUGGUAAGAUGGGAUUCUAUGAAGCGGAUUUUGGGUGGGGCAGGCCUGUGUGGAUGACUAUUGGACCAAUUAUUCAAGAAGCACAAGUUAAUGCGAUAUACAUUAUGGGCAGCAGAUGUGUUGAUGGUAUUGAAGUGUUGAUUAUGUUAGAGGAUCAUGAAAUGGAGAUACUGGAGAAAGACCCUGAACGUUACGCAUACUAG
Messenger RNA from Tripterygium wilfordii, 1029 nucleotides. Its product is annotated as stemmadenine O-acetyltransferase-like. The coding region runs from base 1 to 1029 and encodes 342 amino acids. The transcript has a single exon. The record is from RefSeq and is a predicted model, not a curated record. NCBI's taxonomy places the organism in Eukaryota, Viridiplantae, Streptophyta, Magnoliopsida, Celastrales, Celastraceae.